Molecule: messenger RNA, 459 nt
Organism: Striga asiatica
Lineage: Eukaryota; Viridiplantae; Streptophyta; Magnoliopsida; Lamiales; Orobanchaceae
Source: the annotation of a GenBank genome assembly
AUGUCCUCACCCGAGAUAACCAUAGCACCUAGUGAUCUUGGCCACGUGCUCCCACCCGAGAUAACCAUAGCACCGAGCAACCCACAAUAUUCCACGAGCUUGAUAUUAUCAAAAUAUGCAUUUCUUCGAGUGAGCUUGUCACUCGGGGGCGCAGGAAUAACAGAGGAAGCAAACUUCUCGGUAGCAAAGUCGAAAGACACGAUAAACCAAGGAUCCGAGAGAUUUAACCACCAUCACAGCUGGAGUGAGUGGGUAACCUUCAGUUUUGCCAUCACCGAGCUUCAACAAUCUUAUCACCUUUAUCCGUACCUUUUGUCAAAGGAUGAGGGUGGUGGCGGAAGGAUUUUGAAUUCCUUUGUGGUCGGGUUCCACAAAGCCUCCCCUGGAGGCUUUGUAACUGGAUCAUACGAUGGUGGUACCAAAAGCAGCAACAAACCAUUGCAAAUAGAUGAGGGAUAG